This is a messenger RNA of Ramularia collo-cygni, 1242 nucleotides long. RefSeq names its product related to epoxide hydrolase. The coding region runs from base 1 to 1242 and encodes 413 amino acids. Gene Ontology annotation, molecular function: epoxide hydrolase activity. The record is from RefSeq and is a predicted model, not a curated record. Gene Ontology annotation, biological process: epoxide metabolic process. NCBI's taxonomy places the organism in Eukaryota, Fungi, Ascomycota, Dothideomycetes, Mycosphaerellales, Mycosphaerellaceae. The transcript has 3 exons.
AUGACUACCACCGGCACCCCCAAACCGUUCACCAUCUCGGUCCCCUCAGCCCAGAUCGAGACCCUCAACAACAAACUCGCCACUACAACCUUUCCCACCGAGCUUCAAGAUGCAGGCUGGUCAAUGGGCUCCCCUUUAUCGGACGUGCGCCGCAUUGCAGAACACUGGCAGAAGCACUUCUCCUGGCGCCGUGCAGAGGAGCACUUGAACAGCUUUCCACAAUAUACGGUGCCUGUCCAGGUACAGGGCUUUGAGGAACUUGAAAUCCAUUUCAUUCAUCAACGCUCAAAACGUGAAAAUGCAAUUCCUCUACUGUUCAUCCACGGCUGGCCUGGCUCAUACUACGAAGUCCUGAAACUCUUACCACUACUCACCGAUCCUCAAGAUCCAAACGUCCCAGCAUUUCAUGUUGUGGCUCCAUCUCUAGCCGGGUAUGCCUGGUCUCAAUAUCCCUCACGGAAAGGCUUCGGACUGAAGCAGCACGCGGAGACUCUACAUGGCGUGAUGCAAGCUUGUGGGUAUGAAWCCGGGUAUGUUGCGCAAGGUGGCGAUUGGGGUGGCUUCUUAUCGAGAUUGGUGUCCAAAUUGUAUCCAAAGAGUGUCAAAGCCGUUCAUACCAACUUUCCUGUCCAUGGAUUCCCGAAACCUUGGAAGAAUCCGAUCAGUUUCUUCCAAGCCAUUGGAGGAAUUGCUUUGUCGAGCGCUACGAGAGCGGAUCUGGCUCAUACGCAAAAGUACCUUGAGGAAGGCGAUGGCUAUCUCAAAGAACAAGAUACAAAGCCUCAAACUCUAGGCUAUGGCCUGACAGAUUCUCCUGUUGCGCUACUAGCAUGGAUAUACGAAAAGCUGCACGAUUGGACCGACUCCUACCCCUGGACAGAAGACGAAGUAUGCACUUGGAUCUCCAUCUAUGCUUUCUCACGCGAAGGACCUUCUGCAAGCACGCGCAUCUACUACGAAUCCGCGCAUCCCGUAGGGGAAGGAGGCGUGACUAGAAUGGAUGUGGUCAAUAUGUACAUUCCAGGAGUUCCUUUGGCGCUUGCAUACUUUCCACAAGAAGUAGCUAAAUUGCCCAAAUCAUGGGCUGCGAGUAAUGGACCUAUUGUGCAGCAGACUAAGUUCGAUGCGGGGGGGCACUUUGCUGCUUUUGAGGUUCCGGAGCUGUUGGCUGGAGAUUUGAGGAAGUUGUUUGGUAAAGGAGGGCCUUGUGAGGGUGUCGUUGCUGGGAAGAGGGGGUUUUGA